This is a messenger RNA of Ylistrum balloti, 1998 nucleotides long. Its product is annotated as elongation factor 1-alpha, somatic form-like. NCBI's taxonomy places the organism in Eukaryota, Metazoa, Mollusca, Bivalvia, Pectinida, Pectinidae. The coding region runs from base 1 to 1998 and encodes 665 amino acids. The transcript has 8 exons. Gene Ontology annotation, biological process: translation; translational elongation. The record is from RefSeq and is a predicted model, not a curated record. Gene Ontology annotation, molecular function: translation elongation factor activity; GTPase activity; GTP binding.
AUGGAAAAUGACCACGAAACUGACUCAAAUACAGUUGACAACAGAGCCACAAGUGGAAAGACACAGCGGACACCAAGCGUGACUUUUGGUGGGGUUCAUUUGCUAGCGACGCCGGAUCUUACAGAACCUAUACCAGAAAAAGACGACUUCGACCCAACCAGGAUCCCUUCUAGUAUACUUCGCCGGAAGUCCAAUAUUGCAAUGGACAGUGGAAUUCCAGCGACAUCGAUCGAUGUACAACCAGCCACGCCCACAGUGGACACUAUGAUACCAAGACGAGAAGCUGAAAACAAAGCGCGUGCGCUCCUGACAGAGGAAACUCUCACGUUACCGACCAGACCAACAAACAGAAGCAGAAUAGAAAAGUCGUUUGUAAACUUUGUUGUGAUUGGUCAUGUUGAUUCUGGAAAGUCUACUUUGAUUGGUCAUCUUGUUUACCUGUGUAAUGGUAUCGACAAAGAGACGAUGAACAGAUUAGCACGAGAGGCUGACCUGGCGGGUAAGGCGUCAUUUAAGUAUGCCUGGGUCAUGGACAAGUUGAAGGGGGAGAGGCAGAGAGGAAUUUCAAUUGACAGCAAACUGAGGCGGUUCGAGACUCCAAACAACUAUGUCGUCAUCAUAGACUCCCCGGGACAUCGAGACUAUGUACACAACAUGAUCACCGGGGCAUCACAGGCGGACGUGGCUAUAUUGGUAAUAUCUGCAGAAAAGGGCGAGUUCGAGCAGGGAGUGAAGAGGCGGGGCCAGACAAGGGAACACCUCCAAGUCGCAUAUUCUUUCGGUGUAAAACAACUAAUUAUUGUCAUCAACAAGAUGGAAACAACAUCACCGCCCUACAGCGAGACGAGAUACAACAACAUCAUCAAAGUGCUGACUCCGAUGAUCAAAAGGAUCGGCUUUGACCCGGAUGCCAUUGCCUUCUUACCAAUAUCAGCCUUCGACGGCGACAAUUUGGUGACGAAAUCUCCAAACAUGCCAUGGUUCCAUAUGUGGCGCGUGAAAAGAGGUUCCGGUGGGGCUGGGGGCCACACCCUGCUUGAAGCGAUGGACCAGGUCGACACUCCAGUCCGGAUGCAACACCGACCCCUUAGGGUUCCAAUACACUCCGUGUACAAACUAGGGGAUAUUGGUAUUGUGACAGCUGGUAGAAUACACUCUGGAUGUCUAAGACCAAACAUGGCCGUCACGUUCGCCCCGAAUGGCGUCAAGGCCAAGGUAAGAGCUGUACAGGUGUUCCGAGAGGUGAUGACGGAAGUCCACGCGGGAGACAACGUAGGGAUCCAGAUAGAAAACCUCGGACUGAAGGAUAUAAAAAAAGGCGACGUUUGUGGAGAUCCGGAGGAAGAUCCACCAAGGCAGGUCGGAAAGUUCACAGCUCAGAUCCUGGUGUUGAAUCAUCCUGGACAGAUCAAGAAAGGUUACACGCCCCUUCUAAACGUUCACACGGCCAAUGUAGCAUGUAAAUUCGUCGAUAUCAAGGAGCGAUGCGACCGUCGCACCGGAGAGAUGGCAGAGCAAUCACCGUCCUGUUUACUUCCGGGUCAAGUGGGCGUGGUCGAGAUGGUACCAAUGAAGCCAUUAUGUGUGGAAAGUUUUUUUGAUUAUCCGUCCCUUGGACGUAUUGUCAUUCGCGACCUCAAGCAGACUGUGGCGGUCGGUGUGGUUAUAGAUGUGGACGGUCGGUCGACGCGUACAGAUAGUGAUAAGAUGAAAGGUCAGAGUCGGUUUGUGUCCAAUAAUUUCGGAAAUGAUUCUCAAUUAGAUAACCUUACUCUUGGACCAGAUUCCAGGCCAGUUACAGCUGGAGACCCACAAACAGUCAAAACUGACGAAAUGGAAACCAGUUCACCUGUAAUCAUCAAAACUGAUCCGGGAGAACCGGAGAUCGCAGCAGACUGUGAUCAACCGCCUUUAACAGACGACAGUAAAAUUGACACUCUCAAGACCGAUAAAGUAACGUUUCGAACUGGGUCAGGGAAACUCGAGUCAGAGUUGUAA